Pelobates fuscus (common spadefoot toad) is the source of this 3320-nucleotide messenger RNA. It is a transcript of the gene IL27RA, whose product is annotated as interleukin 27 receptor subunit alpha. The transcript is spliced from 14 exons. Gene Ontology annotation, molecular function: protein binding. The coding region runs from base 87 to 2069 and encodes 660 amino acids. The record is from RefSeq and is a predicted model, not a curated record. NCBI's taxonomy places the organism in Eukaryota, Metazoa, Chordata, Amphibia, Anura, Pelobatidae.
GAGAGAGAGAGAGCUUGCUAGCUCUGAGACACUGAAUCCUGAACAUGUGGAUGCAAGUUGCAGACUGCUAGCAAAACAGCUGCUGAAUGACCUGGAUUGGGAUGACUCACUGGUGCUGGCUCAGAGCUGUAGGAGUUUUUCUCCUCCUGUUUGCGGGUGAUCUUGGAGGAAAUUCCGAAGUUUGUUCACUCUGCUGUACAUUUCUACGUGAAGACCGCGGCUUAAAUUGUACAUGGGCUGGUAAUGCAAGCGCGCAGUACACCCUCCAUUUACAGAGCCUGAAAUUCAACAUUAAUAAACCUAACACGGUUUUAAAUUUUACUUCCCUGCUGGGCCGAACCUCGAUACUGAUUCCGCGGAAGAGCCUGACGAAAAACGACCAUUACCUUUUGAAGCUAAAACGUGGAGCUGAAGAGGAGGGCUACUACUUCACCUACGAUGACGCUGACAAACAUUUGCUGAUUGAACCUCCCCUCCUUUCAGACGUUACGUUCAGUUGGGAGAGCGAUGUCUCUGCUCACAUAUCGUGGCCCAUUCCAAGUGCUAACCUGCAUGUGGCGAUCCGGUACCAGAAUUUGGCUGAUACUAAUAGCAAUGAAUGGAUUUAUGCCGACCCAUCUGACAUACAACAUGACAAUUAUGAAAUUAGUGAUUUAGAACCGUUCUCACUAUAUGACGUCCAGGCACGCUAUGAGUCAAACAACACAUUGAGGAGUCUUUGGAGUGAGUCUCGUACCUUCUGGACUCCAGAGCAAGCUCCAGUUGGUCCUUUGGAUGUUUGGAGGAAUUUCGAAAUGAAACAAUCUGUAAUUUUAUAUUGGAAGCCUCAGCACUGCCAAUACCCAGGAAGUGACAAGUGGAAUUACAUCGUAACCUAUAUACACGGUGGGGAGUCCAAUGCCUUGAAGACUCCUUAUCUGCAGCCACUCUGUGAGGUCAAACUGCCUGCCAACUCAACUCAUAUGUGUGUCAGCGCUCAGAACAACAAUGGAACCGGGCCGCCUACCUGUGCCACAACUGUGUGUUUAGAUACGAAACCUCUUGAUGUGGAGAUUAGAGUGUGGCUUAAUGUAACCCAGGGAGUCACAGUGUGGUGGGACGAACCUCUGAAUGAACAUUGUGAAGAUCUCACUUAUCUGGUGGAGUGGACCCAACUGACCGAAGGAGGAAGUAAAAUGAAGAAUUGGGCCAGGAGCCAAGUUGGCAAACAGAAUGUAACACUGCCUGGUGAAUUAGAUCCACAGGUUCCAUACCAAGUCUCCCUGUUUACUUUGUGCCAGAGCGACUGUAAAGGUCCUGUUUCCACCAUUAUGUUCUACAGUCAGGAAGGAGUCCCCUCUUCUGCCCCAAACUUUUCCGUCCUUCCCCUCUCUUCCACAGAUAUCUUUAUUUCUUGGAACAAGAUCCCUGUCUGGAAACAGAAAGGAUUUAUUACCCGUUACACUGUCUACCUCAACAGUACGGUGGAUUCUCAGCGUCACCCAGUGUCCACCAGGAAUCUGUCUAUCUCAGGGCUGCUACCAAGUACUGUGUAUGAGAUCUGGGUGACGGCGUCCACCGCCGCUGGGGAAGGGACCCGAGGAGAGGUCAAGGUAUUUCAUACUAAAGGUUCCGUACACCUUGCAGGGAUCUUGCUCCCCAUACAUAUCACCCUUGUGAUGUUUGGAUUUCUGAUCUUUAUAUAUGUCCAGAGGAAACGAGGCAGAAUGUGUUGGAUAAAAAUUCCAAAUCCAGAGAACAGCCGCUCUGUGGCCAAACUCCUUAACACCAAAUACAGUAAUCCCUGGGACACCAUGCAGACUCCGUCAAACCCACCUGUUACGGUAGUAGAAGAAGUAAAUUUGCCACCACAAUUACUGACACCUCUGAUGAAUGGCCAUCACUCGCCCAUCACAGUUGAUGCAGAUUUACCAUCACCUUCGAUGUCCCCUACAGCAAACUGUAAUUCACCCAUCCAAGUGGAAGACCUGCCAUCUGGAUCCCCGCCAGCUAUGAUAAACAAACCCACCAAGUUCGGGUAUGAGAAACAUUUUAUGCCCACCAUAGAAGAGGUGAUGGGACUGUGCUAACGUCCGUAGGGCACCAGAUAUUACUGCCGUAAGGUAAAAAUAAAAUACCUCUGUGAAAACAUUGACUUGAGGGAAGAGGAGUACCUCGAUGAUAUAGUACAUACCCUUCCACUUAACGCGGUGAAGGCAGUUAAAUCCUUUUUAUCGUGAAGUUGUGAUCGAGUUGACGAGGUCUCGAGGAUCAAACAACUGGAAGAAGGCAUUACAUUGAAGACGAAACAACAGGGGAUAGAUGCAGUGCUGCCAAUAUAUUCAGCAAUUACAGAUCAGAGGGUACACCUACUAGGGAGAGGUGUAAUGCUAUGUCAAAAUGUGAUAGAAUGUACGGGAUAGAGAAUAACUUUGGUAUGUGCGGUUUAUACAUGCAGGAAGUGCCAUACAUUGAAUAUAGCUGAAGAGGUCAGAUACACUGCAGAGGUUGCAACUACUGUGAAGAAAUGCAAUGUAUGGACUAAAUGUGCGACAAAGGAAUUCAAUGCAAAAUAUAAAGGGGACAGAUGCAAUGUAUAGGAAAAACUACUGAGAUGUAAUGCAGACAAGCAAUGAAAGGGUGCGCACAGGAUAUACUGUAACCGUGGUACACAAAUGCAACAUAUGGGGUGCAGCUGCAGGACAAAAUGCAACAAGAGGAUAUAGCUGUAGGAAGGAAAUGCAAUAUGCAAGAUAUCGCUGCAGGACAAAAUGCAAUGUAUAGCAUAUAACUACAGGGAGUAUAUUCUAUGCAAAGUAUAUAUAACUUGGAAAAUAUAACUCAGAACAUACAGUCUGAGUGCACUUGAUUCCCUAUUAUUCUUGCAGAUGUUCCCAUUAUCAGGCACUUUUAAAGCACUUUGUGACCCCAGAUACAUGGGGGUAAAGCUUCAGGGUUUGUGGGCUGCCCCGCACAAGGUUUGACUCAGGGAAGAGUGGAAUAGAGAGAGAUUAUAUUUUAGUGUAAAUAUUCACAGGGAUUCUUUCAAUGAAUGUACCAAUAAUGUGUGUGCGCACAGCACAGCCUUAAAUAAAUAUACCGUCCGCGCCAUGACGGUGUUUACAGGAAUGGGUGUUAGAAUGGUGCAGUCAGGGUGAAUGUUAAUUGUUAUAGUUUUCCAUUUUCAUACAGUUUGGGUGCUAGUGGUAAAUGACAUUAAACACAUGGUUAAUUCCGUGUCGUAUAGAGGCAUACAUGGCCUAUUGUGGCGAAUUUCCCAUAAUGUACUCAGUCCUCAGGCUUACAUCAUGGGGACAUUGUUCACAAAUAUUUGCGAUGCU